Messenger RNA from Terrapene triunguis (Three-toed box turtle), 3658 nucleotides. It is a transcript of the gene CUL5, whose product is annotated as cullin 5. Bases 1 to 2346 code for a protein of 781 amino acids. Gene Ontology annotation, biological process: SCF-dependent proteasomal ubiquitin-dependent protein catabolic process; protein ubiquitination. Gene Ontology annotation, cellular component: Cul5-RING ubiquitin ligase complex; SCF ubiquitin ligase complex. The record is from RefSeq and is a predicted model, not a curated record. The transcript has 19 exons. NCBI's taxonomy places the organism in Eukaryota, Metazoa, Chordata, Testudines, Emydidae. Gene Ontology annotation, molecular function: ubiquitin protein ligase binding.
AUGUACUCCAAAUACAAUACAGAAUUUAAUAAAGGUUCACUUCAGUUUGAAGACAAAUGGGAUUUCAUGCGCCCCAUUGUUCUGAAGCUGUUACGCCAGGAAUCUGUCACAAAACAGCAGUGGUUUGAUCUGUUUUCGGAUGUUCAUGCAGUUUGCUUGUGGGAUGACAAAGGUCCAGCAAAAAUUCAUCAAGCUUUGAAAGAAGACAUCCUUGAUUUUAUUAAACAAGCACAGGCAAGAGUACUGAGUCAUCAAGAUGAUACAGCUUUACUAAAAGCAUACAUAGUAGAAUGGCGCAAAUUCUUUACACAGUGUGAUAUCUUGCCCAAACCAUUUUGUCAACUAGAAAUUACUUUAAUGGGUAAGCAGGGCAGCAACAAGAAAUCCAAUGUAGAAGACAGUAUUGUUCGAAAGCUCAUGCUAGAUACUUGGAACGAGUCCAUAUUUUCAAAUAUAAAGAAUCGACUUCAGGACAGUGCAAUGAAGCUGGUCCAUGCCGAAAGACUAGGAGAAGCUUUUGACUCUCAACUUGUUAUUGGAGUUAGAGAAUCAUAUGUUAACCUUUGUUCUAAUCCUGAAGAUAAACUUCAGAUUUAUCGGGAUAACUUUGAGAAGGCAUAUUUGGAUUCAACAGAGAGAUUUUAUAGAACACAAGCCCCUUCUUAUUUACAACAAAAUGGAGUACAGAAUUAUAUGAAAUAUGCAGACGCUAAAUUAAAGGAAGAAGAGAAAAGAGCAUUAAGGUAUCUAGAGACAAGGCGCGAAUGUAACUCUGUAGAAGCGCUUAUGGAGUGCUGUGUGAAUGCUCUGGUGACCUCAUUUAAAGAAACUAUUUUAGCUGAAUGCCAAGGCAUGAUCAAACGAAAUGAAACAGAAAAGUUGCAUCUAAUGUUUUCACUGAUGGAUAAAGUUCCUAAUGGAAUAGAGCCCAUGUUAAAAGACUUGGAAGAGCAUAUUGUUAGUGCUGGACUAGCAGAUAUGGUAGCAGCUGCUGAAACUAUUACUACUGAUUCUGAGAAAUAUGUAGAGCAGUUGCUUACAUUAUUUAAUCGAUUUAGUAAGCUGGUUAAAGAAGCUUUUCAAGAUGACCCAAGGUUUCUUACCGCAAGAGAUAAGGCAUAUAAGGCAGUUGUGAAUGAUGCUACAAUAUUUAAACUUGAAUUGCCAUUGAAGCAGAAAGGGGUUGGAUUGAAAACACAGCCUGAGUCCAAAUGCCCUGAACUGCUUGCUAAUUACUGUGACAUGCUGUUAAGAAAAACACCACUAAGCAAAAAAUUAACCUCUGAAGAAAUUGAAGCAAAGCUUAAGGAAGUGCUUUUGGUACUUAAAUAUGUACAGAAUAAGGAUGUUUUCAUGCGAUACCACAAAGCUCACUUAACAAGACGUCUGAUACUAGAUAUAUCAGCUGAUAGUGAAAUUGAAGAGAAUAUGGUGGAAUGGCUGAGAGAAGUAGGUAUGCCAGCAGACUAUGUAAACAAGUUGGCCAGGAUGUUCCAGGAUAUCAAAGUAUCUGAAGACUUGAACCAGGCCUUCAAAGAAAUGCACAAAAAUAAUAAAUUGGCCCUACCAGCUGAUUCUGUGAAUAUUAAAAUUUUAAAUGCUGGUGCCUGGUCUCGAAGUUCUGAAAAAGUGUUUGUAUCGCUGCCCACGGAAUUAGAAGACCUCAUCCCAGAGGUAGAAGAGUUCUACAAAAAGAAUCACAGUGGCAGAAAACUGCACUGGCAUCAUCUCAUGUCCAAUGGAAUUAUAACAUUUAAGAAUGAGGUUGGCCAGUAUGACUUAGAGGUAACAACGUUUCAGCUGGCUGUGCUGUUUGCAUGGAACCAAAGACCCAGAGAGAAAAUCAGCUUUGAAAAUCUUAAACUGGCAACUGAGCUCCCUGAUGCAGAACUUAGGAGGACUUUAUGGUCUCUUGUAGCAUUUCCAAAGCUGAAACGUCAGGUUUUAUUGUAUGAACCUCAAGUCAAUUCGCCCAAAGACUUUACAGAAGGAACUCUCUUCUCAGUGAACCAGGAGUUCAGUUUAAUAAAAAAUGCUAAAGUUCAGAAAAGGGGUAAGAUAAACUUGAUUGGCCGGUUGCAACUCACUACAGAAAGAAUGCGAGAAGAGGAGAAUGAAGGAAUUGUCCAACUAAGAAUAUUACGAACCCAGGAGGCUAUUAUCCAAAUAAUGAAAAUGCGGAAGAAAAUUACUAAUGCUCAGCUUCAGACUGAACUGGUAGAAAUAUUGAAAAACAUGUUCUUGCCACAAAAGAAAAUGAUAAAAGAGCAAAUUGAAUGGCUUAUAGAGCACAAAUAUAUCAGAAGAGAUGAAUCGGAUAUCAACACCUUCAUAUACAUGGCAUAAUUUGAAGACUCUGUAAGAUGCCAAGAACACAAAUUGAAGGGUGCUUGGGCAGACAGCUGCAACAGUUUUUUGUGCUGGAGAAGGACUCAUUUUGACUUUCAUUACAUAUUAAAAUCCCUGCCUUAUCUUACAAGAGGACUAUAUUUUGCCAAUCUCAUUCAGCUAGCAUGAUGGCAUUCCCUUCAUGUUGCACACUUUAACAGCAUGUUGUUUUGUGGGAAACUUGCAUUUAUGAAGAGCCCAUUGUGAGCUUUUUAAAGUAGAUUUGAUUUACACCCACCAAGAAGAAUACAGGUUUGGGUUUUUAGAUGAACAGUACUUGCACACAAAAAAAGACCUUCAAAUACUCAUGCACUGAGAAACUGCUAUUAAGUUUGUUUUUGUUUUUAAAUGCAAUUAGGACUAGAAGUAGCACUUUCACUUUGUGUUUUGGAUCAACAGAGUAAAUGUACUGUCCACCUUUGGUGAUCCUUUUUAUGUAUAACAUUUGAGAGAGACACAGAUGCAUCACAACAGAUAUGUAUUUGUUACAGUAACAACCUGUUGGCUCAAGCAGUGCUUCAAUAUAGUAACUGGAUUUUAAUAUUGACAUACAAGUGACAUAAAAAUAUUUCCAACUUGUGGAUGUUGUUUUUCCUUAAGCAGGAGAUCAUUGUUUUAUAUUGUUUGCUGUAAACAUAUGGAUAGACAUUGCUUAUCUUAUCUGAGCAAAUGGUUUAUUACAAUCCUUUUGAAAGGUGAAGCUUUCUUCCCCAUAUCUGUUUCAUGGCUGCGUCUGUUAUAGUGAACAGAAAUAUUAAGUGUAUUCCCUUGUACAUUUAAUAUUUGUAUUCCAUAUGUUUGAAUAUAACUAACUACAUAAAUCUGAAGGCAUUAAAAAGUAACUGAUCCACAAGUCCCUUAUGAGAAGAAAACCCUUUGCAAUUUCUGUACACAUACAGUAGCAUCAUAUCCGGGUAUUCCAAUGGCUUUAUGUUUUAGGGUUUAGACUCUUAGUUGCCUAAAAGUCAAUCUCCUUUAAAAUAAAUAAAUAUAUAAAGCAGCAACUGCCUAUUGAUUUGAAGUGAGCAGGAGAUAAAGGGUGUAGCUAAAGGAGACCUGCAAAGGUUUAAGGAAGAAAAAACUCCCAGUUUUUGUGUGUGAAGAGAGAUUGUCAAAAUUCCUGAUGUGUAUUUGGCAAAUUUUAAAUGUUACAUCUUUCUUCAGCCAUGUUAAGUAGCCUCUUGGUAAUAUCUAACUCCUUCUCAAAUGUUCCAGUGUUUAUUGGACUGAUGACAUCAGUACUGCUGGAGCAGAGAAUCUGCCUUGGGGG